AAGGUAUCUUUAAGCCCAGCCGAAAUCUUACCACAUUAAAAGGUCCUUGGCUCUAUUUUUAUAUGUCCUGGGAAUGUGACCUCCAAUGGUAAGAUGAGUAACCUGAAGAACAGAAUUGACACCUUGGGUUCCUUUUUACAUUUAAUUACAGUUCUUAGCAAGUACUUGAUCCCCCCCACCCCGGCCAAAUUUAUUUCAAGAAUGUGCUUGUCCGAGACCUACGAUGGCUGAGGUUUCUUAGGUACAUCUUGUGAUUCGAGUGUGAAUGUUCAUGGGAUCUGGACAGAUAGAUCAGGAAGUGUCUUCGCUCGAGUACCUACUAGGUCUGGUUGAGUCUGUAGCAGGCAUCUCGCAGCACCACGGUGUAUUCUGGGUAGCUGCUCUGCAGUAAUGCAGCCCUGUCUUCCUGGGCAGUGUUAUUCCUGCUGCAUAAUUAGCAACUAGUGAGAUCAUAGUCUGGGGAGAUUCUGACAUUACUGAGGCAAAGCAGGGAGGCUUCGUAGCAUCACGUGUGGCUCCGGCUCUGACAGCAUUUCUGUCAGGCAGAUUCAUCUUCUUGGGAACUUAAGUUCAAAGACGGAGGAGGAGAAAGCUUUGUCCCUGGGAGAUGGACCAUCCUGGACUCUGUGUGUGCGUGACGUGUCAAAAACCCUGCCUACCAUGUUGACGACACCAGAGCCAACUGUCACUCUUUUGCUAUUUGUUUUCCCCGUGCUGGCUUCUUUACAGAGGGCUAAGAUGGUAAAGCUAAGUUUUCCUCGCACAGGGGAUGGUGGUUGGCCAGCUGGGCCCUAUUUUAUGGAGAUGUAUGAGAUUGGAAAAGAGUUGGGCUUUUGAAGGCAGUGCCGAUUCUAAUCUUCAGUCCAUUCUUCAGAACGGAAUUUGACCUUUCUAGCAGCCUGAUGAGAAACUUUACCCUUGUGAAGAUCUGGGUGUAAGUGUUUUCCUGGGCUUCUGAUAAACUCUGAACUCCAGAGCCUAGAGCAGGAUUUCCCAAAGUGUGUUCCAAGAAUCACUUGCCCACCCCCCGUGAGACACUCUGGAAACAGAGGGUUCCAUGAUCCGGUGUGGGGACCCCUGCACUAUGUUUGCUCUCACCCUUCACCACGCUCGUUAGCAUAGUAAAAGCCUCCAAGCUGUCCUGUCGUAAGCACUCUUCUAAACUAUUUGGACACAGCGGUCCUAUUUCCACGUAAAGCUAUUAAUAUCCAUGGAACUAGUUGAUUUAAUGUAUACACUUUGGGAAAAGCCAGGCUAAAUUUUCACUAGGAAAAAUAAUUGGAUCUAGUCUGAGUUUGAGCCCAGCCUCAUUCUGCGUGUGAUCUUCAGUCCCUCGUGCUGGCCCCUUGGAGAGCUCUCCUGAGUGCGCGCAGGAGCCGCUCCCGUUAUUCCCGGGCUAAUGAAACCCAGAGCCCAGCUGGCUUGGAACCAGAGGCCUUCACUCUGCUGAGAAAGGUGCCGCUGUUACUCAUCUCAUUAUUUUAGAGCAACUGAGACUGGAGGGGCUGAAGGGAAAUAAAAGUAGGAAAACGUUGGCCAGAAUAAGUAGAGAAAUGACCUUGUCUCGAGAGACCAGACAUCAGCGCUAGCUUAGGGACUUACUUUCUUCAUUUGGAGAGCUGUGUGUAUAGACUUGGGAGGGGUCCGGCUCAGAAAAGGAAUGCUGAUUCCCCUUUUCCCCUGGGCAGAAUCCUAAUGCGCCUGACUAACCGGUGGUGAGCAGGGCCUUUGGGGCCAACGUGGUGGGCUCCCCAAGGAAACCCCUUUGAAACCAAUGGAUGCAUUCACGGGCUCGAGUCUCAAGAGGAAGUUUGAUGAUGUGGAUGUGGGCUCUUCGGUUUCCAACUCAGAUGACGAGAUCUCCAGCAGUGACAGUGCUGACAGCUGCGACAGCCUCAAUCCUCCUACAGCUGCCGGCUUCACACCCACAUCCAUCCUCAAGCGACAGAAGCAACUGCGGAGGAAGAAUGUCCGCUUUGACCAGGUGACCGUAUACUACUUUGCCCGGCGCCAGGGUUUCACCAGUGUGCCCAGCCAGGGAGGGAGCUCGCUGGGCAUGGCCCAGCGCCAUAACUCUGUGCGCAGCUACACGCUCUGUGAGUUUGCUCAGGAGCAGGAGGUGAACCAUCGGGAGAUUCUUCGUGAGCAUCUGAAGGAGGAGAAACUCCAUGCCAAGAAGAUGAAGCUGACCAAGAAUGGGACGGUGGAGUCGGUGGAGGCUGAUGGCCUGACCCUGGAUGAUGUCUCAGAUGAAGAUAUCGAUGUGGAAAAUGUGGAGGUGGACGAUUACUUCUUCCUGCAGCCCCUGCCCACCAAACGGCGACGGGCCUUGCUCAGGGCUUCAGGGGUACACCGCAUUGAUGCUGAAGAGAAACAAGAACUUCGAGCCAUCCGCCUGUCACGUGAAGAGUGUGGUUGUGACUGUCGCCUGUAUUGUGACCCAGAAGCCUGUGCCUGUAGUCAGGCUGGGAUUAAAUGCCAGGUGGACCGCAUGUCCUUCCCAUGUGGCUGUUCGAGGGAUGGCUGUGGGAACAUGGCCGGGCGCAUUGAAUUUAAUCCCAUCCGGGUCCGGACUCAUUACCUCCACACCAUCAUGAAGCUGGAGCUGGAGAGCAAGCGGCAGGUGAGCCGCCCACCGGCCCCCGACGAGGAGCCCUCACCCACGGCCAGCUGCAGCCUGACGGGAGCCCAAGGCUCAGAGACACAGGACUUCCAGGAGUUCAUUGCUGAGAACGAGACGGCAGUGAUGCACCUACAGAGCGCAGAGGAACUCGAGCGGCUCAAGGCAGAGGAAGACGCCAGCGGCUCUAGUGCCAGCCUGGACUCCAGCAUAGAGAGCCUGGGCGUGUGCAUCCUGGAGGAGCCCCUGGCUGUUCCCGAAGAGCUGUGCCCGGGCCUGACGGCCCCCAUUCUCAUCCAGGCUCAGCUGCCCCCAGGCUCCUCGGUCCUGUGUUUUGCUGAGAACUCCGACCACCCCACUGCCUCAGCAGUGACCAGCCCAUCCUAUUUGAACAGCGGGCCCCUGGUGUAUUAUCAGGUGGAGCAGAGGCCAGUCCUGGGGCUGAAAGGAGAGCCCAAUAUGGAAGAAGUCCCACCCUCUUUCCCCAAGGAGAAGGAUCUGAAUGUCUUCUCCCUCCCUGUUACCUCACUGGUGGCUUGUAGCCCCACAGACCCAGCUGCCCUGUGUAAAUCCGAAGUGGGGAAAACGUCCACUCUGGAAGCACUAGUGCCCGGAGAUUGUAGCACUGAGGAGCCUGAGAAUGAAGACUUCCGCCCCUCGUGGUCCCCCUCGAGCCUCCCCUUCCGCACGGACAAUGAAGAGGGCUGUGUGGUGGAGAAAACCUCCCAGCCGAGUGAGGACAGGCCCCCGGAAGAUUCUCCCCUAGAACUCCCUCUGGCAGUGUGACGUGGGGAUGGAGAGUCCGCCUCUUACCCGUUCUCUAUUUAUUCCCUUAUUUUAUCUAACACCAUUUCAAAACAAAACUGUAGAAGCAGCUGCUACUCCCAUGUUAUUUUAUUGGGGUCGGGGGGAGGGGUGGGUGGGAAAGAAUUGUUUGUAAAAGUAUUUUUUAAAUGGUAAACGGAACCAAGGAGACCAGUCCCAGCUCAGUCUGGGGAGCGUCUUGGGGCAGAGGCGGCUGCACGGUGCCGUAUACUGAGCCUUCUGGGCCCCUGGAACAAAGGAGGAGGAUCUCCCAGGAGAAGCUGGGUAAUUCAAGCAGCUAUUCGUUACACAGGGACCAGAACACAGUGAUUUGAAUGGCAUGACAAAGCCCCUUCUCCUUUCCCAAGCUCCAGGUGGGGUACAAGCUCAUUUUCUCAUCAGUCACCCUGAUACCCCUCUUGGGCGCUAUCAUCAGCCGGAGGAGCUGGUCAGAUCUAGAGCGGAGCAGAUGGAAGGGUCUCUGCUCCUGUAGAAAACCUCCAGGAUUUAUAAAAAUUUAACCUGCCUUCCCUGGCCCCCCAUUUGGUAAAUAAGUUAAUAUUUGACCUGUUUGGUGUUCUCUGACCUGUUCCCCACACUGGGGAUACCUGGUCUGUAACUUGAAUUAUUUCUUUCAUGUGUUCUUAGGUACUAAAGUUAAACUUGUCUAUUUAUCUUUCUUUCCCCCUCUGUCCUUUUCCCUUGAAGAAAAAGCUAGACUGGCUGGGGAUGUGGCCUGAAGAGCCGGAGUACCCUGCCUAAGGCCCGCUCUGUCAGGCACCUUUAGGCUGGGACUCACACGUCCCACGGGAGGCAUAUAUAGAACACUAUGUCCAAAAGAGGCAGCGGGGACAGGGUGCUGUCUGGCAAGAAGACUUUAUUUGUGCCACGCUUGCUUUUUCAGCCAGGUCUUUCCCCCACUCUGGGAGGUUUGAGCUUUAAAGGAACAGGAUGUGGCAAUAUAAAGUCACAGACUAGUUUUUGUUCUAUUUUUCUGUAUCUAUCCUUGUGGUCCUUGGAUAUACAGGGUUGGAGAGUUCUUAAACUAUUCCUGUCCACUCCCCCCACAACCCCAAGAACUGCAAAUAUUUAUCGGAUCCCUCCAUCCUGAUAAGUAAAAACUGGAAGCCAAACUAAUUCUUUUUUUUUUUUUUUCCAAACUAAUUCUUAAAUGCAGCUCCCAGGUUCCAAAGAAUUCAAGUUCUAUGACCUUUGAGAUCUAUGAAGUGGGACUCAAAUUCAGCUCUUACCUCGAUGGGGGGACACGGUUCCUGUUUAUCUUAAUGUCCAGCUUACGUUCCAGGAUGACCGCUGCAGAAUUCUUUUUAUUAGUAGUUAUCUCUGUCUCCGUUUGGAGGCAGGAGGGAGCAGAAUACUCUUCUCUAGCACCCUUUACAUCAUGCUUUACUUCUGGUAUGUUAAGUGGCAAAGAACAAGUGAAAACCUUUUUGAUUUUGGUGGGGGAGAGAACUCUUCCCACUUACCUUGCUCACCCAGCCUUUUCCUGUGGGCCGUUAAAGCACCCUUUCUGUAUGUCCCAGCAGCAGUUCGCCUAUCCGAUCUCUCACCUGAGCCUGCGAGGCCCUGUACUUAAAAGAUGAACCCAGUAUGCCUCUCCUGUUCAUUCCCGGUUUUGCUUGGUUUUACAUUUGGAGGGGAGUUCUUAAGUACAGGACCUUGUCUUCCCCCAUCCCCUAGCCUCACAAAACAGUCUUUUAAGUACCUGAGAUCUAGACACUCCCAAGCUGAGCCCCACUCUCCCACCUUCGGCUGGCCACUUGAGUACAAGACUGAAGCUUCACUGCAAAUUCGACUCUGGAAAAGAAUUUUCCUGAAAGUUUGUGUUGUGUGGGGGGCAGCGCUAGACAUUUCCUCCUUAGGAGGGGUCCAGCCUCACCUAGGAAGUGAAUUCCAGCUGCUCAAUAAGAGACACUUUAGCCUUUGGGAUCAAACCAACAAUCUAAAUCUAAUUGUCAAACUGAUGGCCAACCCCCAAGAUAAUUGGUUUUUCUGAAAAACUAGUUUCUUCACCUGAUCUUAGCCGAAAGGCCAAGAAACGAUAUCUGAAAAACUAGUUUUUUCAUCCAAGUCCAUCCCUCCAUUAACUCAACAAUUCUGACUCAUGCUGAUCCCAAGUUUUUUAAUGCUGAAUAUUAACAUUGAGCAUUAAUCAUCUUGUCAAGCAAAGGGCCUUUUCUACAACCUAGUCCAUCUCAUUUCUGGUGCUACCUGAGCUGGACAGAAUUCUAGCUCAUGGUUGCUUGAAAAGCUAAGCCUAGGCCUCUGAUCACAGGAGCAGAUGGCCUCGGUCCUGCUCAGUCUAGGCCUAGAUAAAAGAAAUCUCAUUAUUGCAACUCAUUUUCCAGUUUCCUUUCUCACAUCCUGUACACAGGUAGUAUUUUCAAUGUGAAUCCAAAGCUUGUCUGGGUCUCUGAAAAGAUUUUUUUUUCCUUUUAGGUCCUUUACAUUGUGAUAAUGCUGUAUUUAAAGAGAAUAUUUAAAUGUAAUAUUAAAGAAA
Molecule: messenger RNA, 5942 nt
Organism: Enhydra lutris kenyoni (northern sea otter)
Lineage: Eukaryota; Metazoa; Chordata; Mammalia; Carnivora; Mustelidae
Product: cysteine and serine rich nuclear protein 2
Exons: 4
Coding region: 1775-3406 (543 amino acids)
Biological process (GO): regulation of transcription by RNA polymerase II
Cellular component (GO): nucleus
Molecular function (GO): DNA-binding transcription factor activity, RNA polymerase II-specific; sequence-specific DNA binding
Source: RefSeq, a predicted model, not a curated record